Eriocheir sinensis (Chinese mitten crab) is the source of this 2176-nucleotide messenger RNA. RefSeq names its product probable glutamate receptor. Gene Ontology annotation, molecular function: glutamate-gated receptor activity. Gene Ontology annotation, cellular component: membrane. NCBI's taxonomy places the organism in Eukaryota, Metazoa, Arthropoda, Malacostraca, Decapoda, Varunidae. The transcript is spliced from 9 exons. The coding region runs from base 387 to 1661 and encodes 424 amino acids. The record is from RefSeq and is a predicted model, not a curated record.
GGGUGCUUAUUUCUUGUUUUCAGGGGGCUUUUUUUGUUGCUUUCAGCGAUUUUUUUUCAGCGAUUUUUUUUUUGUUUUCAGCCGGCGAUUUUUUUGUUUUCAACGGGCCUUUUUGUUUUCAUGUAUUUUUGCCCCUGAAUUGCUUCCUUUACUGUAGACAGGUAACUUAGUGGAGGACGUAAAAGAGUGGUCAGUAGCCAGAGAUGCAAAUAUUUAACAUAAAGAAAAAUUAUUACCUGGCUCUCUGAAAUCGCUUCCUCACUGCUGCCGCCCUCCACGACCCUCAGACAAGAGCAUAAUCUUAAUACUAGUUUGUUACCGUCUUCACUUUGAACCUCCUUCUCGCCGUCCUCUUCGCCCGUCAGACAUGAGGGUUUGACGUUUAAAUGUUUGUUUCUCUGUGGUUUUUAAUUAAUAAUUCACUCUUGGUGCCUGUCUUGCCCCCGCGUGUCCCUGUCCAGUGGGUGCCGUGGACGAAGGUGCUGACGGACGCUAACGGGACGGUGAGGAUCGAGGGACCGAUGGCCGAACUUCUUCAGAUCCUCUCCACGGUCCUCAACUUCAGCUACGAACUAGUGCGUCCUGUUGACCGGAUCUGGGGCGGCCCGAUCGCCAACGGUUCCUGGAGCGGCAUGUUGGGCCAGCUGCAGCGGCGAGAGGUGGAGUUCGCGGUGGGUCCGUUUGGCGUCUCGGCCCUGAGGGAGACCGUGUGUGACUUCUCGGAGCCUCUGUACAGCGAGAACAACGCGAUACUCAUGGUACGGCCCACCCUGCAGAGCGACAUGGAGGGGUUCAUGAAGCCGUUCAGCGGGAUGGUGUGGCUGCUGGCGCUGGUGAGCCUGGCGGUGGUGGUGGCGGUGAUGGCGUGGGUGGCGGCGGCGGAGGUGCGCCUCUUCGGGUCGCCGUGGCGCUGGAGCUUCGCCAAAUCCACCGUUUGGGGCCUCAAAGUGUUCACGCAGGAGGGCUCCGCGGAUGUGCCGCCCUUUGAUGGCAGUCGAGUAUUGGCGACGGUGUGGCUGCUGGCGUCCCUGGUGUUCAUGUCCUCGUACAGCGGCAUCCUUACCGCCAUGCUCACCGUGCCUCGGGUCACCAUCCCCAUCGACUCCCUCGCUGACCUGGUGGCCCAGGACGAGUUGCCGUGGAGGCUGGAGGCGGGAUCCUUCAUGUUCCAGUACUUUCAGGAGGCGAAGGACGGCGUACGGAGGAAGGUGUUUGAGGGCCACGCGGGCACGUUCGCCGACUGCUGGGCGGCGCGCCAGGACAUCGCCGGCGGCCAGUACGCGGGCAUCUGCGACAGGACCACCAUGAAGAAGGCCAUGUCCUGGGACUUCAGCACAAGUGGCAAGUGCCACCUGUACAUAUCCCGCGAGAACGUCUACUCCAACGCCCUCAUCGCCAUGGCCUUCCAGAGCGACUCGUCCUACCGCCCCAAAGCCAACAUGAUCAUCUUGGCGGUGAAGGAGGCGGGCAUCCUGGACCGCUGGUUGGGCGCCCAGAUCACCAACACCAGCCAGUGCCUCCGCCCGCCCACCGCAGACCGCAGCGACGGUAUCACCCCGCUCAACAUUGAGGACAUGGCCGGCUGCUUCCUCGUGCUGGUGGGAGGCCUGGCAGCGAGCGCAGCCGUCUUCCUCCUGGAGAUGGUCGUCCCACGGCUCUAGCAGGCGAGUGGGCGAGGGAGCGCAGGGAGGAAGGGACCAGGACCGUUCCCUCCGCCUUUAUUGCCGCAGCUCUCGAAUCUGUCACCACAGAACAACACUGGACAAACGAAGCCGCAGUCACUUGUUUUGGGGUACAUGGAAGUCUGUACAUCCUUUUAUGCUCCCGAAAUGUGCACUUAUAAUAGUCGUUGACGGACAACCAAAACAACAUUAAGAGAAUUCACUUAUUUUGUAUAUACACUGCGACACUGUACCAACCAAAGGUUCUCAGCGUGUGGGUGAACAGUUCUUCCCGCCCCGUUCCUGCCUUGCCCCUCACACACACACACACACACACACACACACACACACACACACACACCAGCACGACAGUCCAGUGUUUCUCGCCCCGGUGACCCGCUGACCACCGUCCCCUCAAUGGCCACCUGACCGCCUCUCCGCCACGGCAGUUCCCGAGAGCCACUCGUCCCGGAACGCUCAAACACUAUAACGAACCAAUAAAUGUUAGCAAUCUC